AUGCAUAUAUUCCUGCGGUUCCCGUUUGUACGUGAUAUCAAGGACACCGAUUUCCGGCGCGGUCACAUCCAAGGCUCCAUCACAACGACUGCGGGGUUCAACGGCGUCGAGUUAGUAAGAUGCGUCGACACCUGCGUUUGGGAGACAAAGCCUCCUACAACAACGACAGAGCCUCCAACAACAACGACAGAUCCUCCAACAACAACGACAGAGCCUCCAACAACCACUACAGAGCCUCCAACAACCACUACAGAGCCUCCAACAACCACUACAGAGCCUCCACAACAACACAGAGCCUACCAACAGACCUACCACUACAGAACAAGACAAACCACUACAGAGCCUCCAACAACCACUACAGAGCCUCCAACAACCACUACAGAGCCUCCAACAACCACUAGAGCACUCCAACAACCACUACAGAGCCUCCAACAAAACCACUACAGAGCCUCCAACAACCACUACAGAGCCUCCACAACAACGACAGAGCCUCCAACGACGACAGAGCCUCCAACAACAACGACAGAGCCUCCAACAACGACGACAGAGCCUCCAACAACAACAGAACCUCCAACAACGACGACAGAGCCUCCAACAACGACGACAGAGCCUCCAACAACAACGACAGAAGCAACCACAGAGCCUCCAACUACAACCACAAGCCUCCAAGCACACCACGGAGCCCAACCACAACACAGAGCCUCCAACCACAACCACAGAGCUCCAACUACAACCACAGAGCCUCCAACACAACCCAACAACCACAACACACAGAGCCUCCAACUACAACCACAGAGCCCAACCACAACCACAGAGCCUCACAGAGGCCUCCAAUACAACCACAGCAACACAGAGCCUCCAACCACAACCACAGAGCCUCCAACUACAACCACAGAGCAACCAACCACAGAGCCUCCACCACAACCACAGGCCUCCAACCACAACACAGAGCCUCACAACCACAGAACCUCCAACAACACAGAGCCUCCACCACAACCACAGAGCUCCAACCACAACCACAGAACCUCAACCCACAACCACAGAAGCCUCCAAAAUACAACCACAGAGCCUCAACCACAAACCACAGAGCACAACAGAGCCUCCAACCACAACCACAGAGCCUCCAAACACAACCACAGAGCCCCAACCACAACCACAGAGCCUCCAACUACACAGAACAACAACCACAGAGCCAACCACAGAGCUCCAACCACAAACCACAGAGCCUCCACACAACCACAGAGCCUCAAAACUACAACCACCACAGAACAACUUCACAAAGCUAACAGAGCCUCCAACCACAACCACGAGCCUCCAACUACAACCACAGAGCCUCCAACCACAACCACAGAGCUCCAACUACAACCACAGAGCCUCAACCACAAACCCACCAGAGCCUCCAACCACAACCACAGAGCCUCCACACACCCACAGAGCCUCAACCACAACCACAAGCCUCCAAGAGAACCUCCAACCACAACCACAGACCAAACACAACAGCCUCCAACUACAACCACAGAACCUCCAACUACAACCACAGAGCCUCCAACUACAACUGAACUUCCAAAUACAACCACAGAGCCUCCACCCACAACCGCAGAGCCUCCAAGCACAACCACAGAAUCUCCAACCACAACCACAGAGCCUCCAACCACAACCAAGAGCCCUCCAACUACAACUGAACUUCCAACUACCAACACAGAGCCUCCAACCACAACCACAGAGCCUCCAACCACAACCACAGACCUCCAACCACAGAACCACAGAAGCCUCCAACUACAACUGAAACAACCUACAACAACUCUUCCAACCACAACCACAGAGCCUCCAACCACAACCACAGAGCCUCCAACUACAACUGAACUUCCAACUACAACCACAGAAGCCUCCAACUACAACCACAGAGCUCCACACAACCACAGACUCCUCCAACCACAACCACAGAGCCUCCAACUCCACAACCAACAGAGCCUACCACAGACAACUAUCACAACUGAGCCUCCAACACAAACCACAGAGCCUCCAACCACAACCACAGAGCCUCCAACCACAAAACCACAGAGCGGCAACCUCCAACCACAACACAGAGAGAGCCUCCAACCACAACCACAGAGCCUCCAACUACAACAGCAGGUAGAAGACUAUUCAGAAGAUUGA
Molecule: messenger RNA, 2157 nt
Organism: Penaeus vannamei (Pacific white shrimp)
Lineage: Eukaryota; Metazoa; Arthropoda; Malacostraca; Decapoda; Penaeidae
Source: RefSeq, a predicted model, not a curated record